Messenger RNA from Miniopterus natalensis, 1863 nucleotides. It is a transcript of the gene IL18RAP, whose product is annotated as interleukin 18 receptor accessory protein. Gene Ontology annotation, biological process: interleukin-18-mediated signaling pathway. NCBI's taxonomy places the organism in Eukaryota, Metazoa, Chordata, Mammalia, Chiroptera, Miniopteridae. Gene Ontology annotation, molecular function: interleukin-18 receptor activity. The record is from RefSeq and is a predicted model, not a curated record.
AUGCUCUAUUUGGGAUGGAUGUUUCUUUGGCUUGUCACAGGCGGGAGAGCUAAAGGAUUUAACGUCUCAGGUUGCUCCACCAAAAAAUUUCUUUGGAUGUAUUCUGCAAAGAGUGAGGAGCAGUUUGUGUUAUUUUGUGACUUACCAGAGCCACAGAGAUCCCAUUUCUACCACAGAAAUCCGCUCUCACCAACCCAAGGCCCUGAACACCUGCCCUGCAGUGGUAGUAAGGACCUAUCUGAUGUCCAGUGGUACCUACAACCUCAGAACGGAGGUGCAUUAAGGGAAAUUACUAAAAACGAUUCUCACAUCACCCUGGACAAGAUUACUCUGCAUUUUUUGACCAUGGAGAUGAACAGUGCUGGGUCAUAUAUUUGUACACCCAGGAUUAGGAGCCCCAAGGAAGAGGCCUGUUGUGUUAAGAUGGUCUUAGAAGUUAAGCCCAAGACAAACGUCUCCUGCAUGAGCUCAGUACCACAUAAGCAAUACCUUCUUCUUGGUAGCACUGCCUCUAUUUACUGCCCCAGUCUCGGCUGCCAAAGAGACCCACAGAGUCCAAAGGUGACCUGGUACCAGAAUGGAAGACUACUCUCUGAACAAAAGAGCAACCCAAUGCUCCUGGAUGAAAUUUAUCACUAUCACCAGGGCCUGUAUGCUUGUGAUUAUACUCAGUCGGAAGAUGCAAGUUCAUGGACAGUUAGAGCUGUUGUUCAAGUGAAGACCAUUGUGAAAGACACUACUCUCAAGCCGGAUAUUCUGGAGCCUGUCAAGGACAUCCUGGAAGUAGAACUUGGAAAGCCCUUGACUCUUAACUGCACUGCGCGAUUUGGCUUCGAAAGGGACUUUAAGCCAGUGAUCAGAUGGUACAGCAAAGAUUCCAGCCAGGAGCUGGAAAUCCCAACGAAAGAGAGAAGGGUUAAAGCCACCUUGGAGGAUGAGGUCUUUGAGAGCGUCAUCUGCUUGAAAGAAGUUACUCAGAGUGACCUUCACAAGACGUUCAUUUGCUUUGCCCAGAACUCCAUUGGGAACACCACCCAGUCCGUCCAGCUGAGGGAGAAGAGAGGAGUGCUGUUCCUGUACAUCCUGCUGGGCACCGUCCUGACCCUGGCGGGCACACUGACGGCGGGCGCCCUCCUCUUCACAUACUGGAUCGAAAUCGUGCUGCUCUGCCGAACCUACCAGAACAAGGACGAGACGCUCGGGGAUAAAAAGGAAUUCGACGCCUUUGUCUCCUAUGCGAAGUGGAGCUCUUUUGAGAGUGAGGCCGCUUCGUGUGUGAGUGAGGAAAACUUGGCCCUGAAUCUGUUUCCUGAAGUUCUGGAAAACAAGUUUGGAUACACCUUGUGUUUGCUUGAAAGAGAUGUGGCCCCAGGAGGAGCCUACACAGAAGACAUUGUGAGCAUAAUUAAGAAAAGUAGAAGAGGAAUAUUUAUCUUAAGCCCCAGCUACAUCAACGGGCCCAGUGUCUUUGAACUGCAGGCAGCGGUGAACCUCGCCUUGGAUGACCAAACACUGAAACUCAUUUUAAUUAAGUUCUGUUCCUUCCAAGAGCCAGAAUCCCUACCUCAUGUUGUGAGAAAAGCUCUCCGGGUUUUGCCCACAGUCACUUGGAGGGGCUUAAAGUCAGUGCCUCCCAAUUCCAGGUUCUGGACUCAGAUGCGCUACCACAUGCCCGUGAAGAGCUCUGAAGGGCUCACGUGGAGCCGUCUCAGGGUUUCCUUGAGCACUUUCCCACCCGAGAGACUCAGUAAAGCAGAAGCGCCUGGGAGGGACUCCCAGCCCGGGGAACGGGGGCCUGGCCCGCACCACCGCCCUGCCCCCUCGCAAGGAGAGACAUCGAUGGACCCGGCGCAGCUGGUCUGA